This is a messenger RNA of Pistacia vera, 1460 nucleotides long. RefSeq names its product thiol protease aleurain-like. Gene Ontology annotation, molecular function: cysteine-type endopeptidase activity. NCBI's taxonomy places the organism in Eukaryota, Viridiplantae, Streptophyta, Magnoliopsida, Sapindales, Anacardiaceae. Bases 102 to 1169 code for a protein of 355 amino acids. Gene Ontology annotation, cellular component: lysosome. Gene Ontology annotation, biological process: immune response. The record is from RefSeq and is a predicted model, not a curated record. The transcript is spliced from 8 exons.
CAUCGAAUCUCUUCUCCCUUCAUUUAACUCACUCAUCCUACCAUCUCUGCUCAUCCCCAACAUAUUCGGACAACAUCUCACACAGACAGACAGUGAGAAACAUGGCUCGUAUAACGUUGGUGUCCUCCCUCAUCUUGUUACUAUCCUGUGUGGCCACAGGAUCCAGCUUCGAUGACUCCAAUCCCAUUAGAUUGGUGUCCGACGGCCUCUUUGACUUGGAGGCUUCUAUCCUCCAAGUCAUCGGUCACAGCCAUCACGCCCUCUCCUUCGCGCGUUUUGCUCACAGGUUUGAGAAGAAAUACGAGACUGUUCAGGAGAUGAAACUCCGAUUUCAGAUUUUCUCCGACAACUUGGAUUUAAUCAGAUCCACUAACAGAAAGGGCCUUUCGUACAAGCUCGGCGUAAAUCACUUUGCUGAUUGGACAUGGGAAGAAUUCCAAAGACACAGGUUGGGAGCUGCACAAAACUGCUCGGCUACCCUAAAGGGCAAUCACAAGCUUACAGAUGAUGCCCUUCCCGAAACGAAAGACUGGAGAGAAGUGGGCAUAGUAAGCCCAGUGAAAGAUCAAGGCCACUGUGGAUCUUGCUGGACCUUCAGCACAACUGGAGCUCUUGAGGCAGCUUACCACCAGGCAUUUGGAAAGCAAAUUUCUUUGUCAGAACAACAGCUUGUGGACUGUGCCCAAGCUUUCAAUAACUUUGGUUGCAGUGGUGGGUUGCCGUCGCAAGCCUUCGAAUACAUCAAAUACAACGGUGGCCUUGAUACCGAGGCGGCAUAUCCAUACACUGGUAAAGAUGGUGAAUGCAAAUUCUCAUCCGAAAAUGUUGGUGUCCAAGUCGAGGACUCUGUCAACAUUACCCUGGGUGCCGAAGACGAAUUAAAGCAUGCAGUUGCUUCAGUUCGACCAGUGAGUGUGGCAUUUCAGGUGGUAAAUGGUUUCCGAUUUUACAAGAGUGGAGUUUACACCAGCGACACAUGCGGCUCUACUCCCAUGGAUGUGAACCAUGCAGUUCUUGCAGUGGGGUAUGGGGUUGAAGAUGGUGUUCCAUUUUGGCUGAUUAAGAACUCUUGGGGGCAAAGCUGGGGUGACAAUGGCUACUUUAAGAUGGAGUUGGGGAAAAACAUGUGUGGUGUUGCAACUUGUGCAUCAUACCCAGUCGUGGCUUAGUUUGUUUGAGAAGGAAUUGUUGGCUCAAUGAGUGUAGCAUGUAUUUGUCCUAUCUUUAAAGUAAAGGGGUGCUGGUGUAAUAAUGGUGAUAGCUUAAUGUACAAAAUAAGAUUUAAGACUAUUGUGUUUAUGAAUUCCCCACGAGAUGAAGACGAAGAAAGCAAAAACAUCACGUAUAUUUGCUCGGUGGUUGGUGUAUGUGGAAUCUUUAAGUUAAGAUUGUCUCUAUAUUAGCUCAGUGAAUCUUAUUUAAAAAAUAAGAAGUAAAUUGGUGAUUGGAAAUUGAUUGAA